UCACCCUCCCCGGGGUGAAAGGUAAGCGGAAGUGCUCUUUCUUUCUCUGCUGUAGGCCCGAGAGGUUGCUGCCGACAUGGGCAAGUUCAUGAAACCCGGGAAGGUGGUGCUGGUCCUGGCCGGUCGCUACUCCGGACGCAAAGCGGUCAUCGUAAAGAACAUUGAUGACGGCACCUCAGACCGACCCUACAGCCAUGCUCUGGUGGCUGGAAUUGAUCGCUAUCCCCGCAAAGUGACAGCUGCCAUGGGCAAGAAGAAAAUUGCCAAGAGGUCAAAGAUCAAGUCUUUCGUGAAAGUUUAUAAUUAUAAUCAUCUCAUGCCUACAAGGUACUCUGUGGAUAUCCCCUUGGACAAAACUGUUGUCAACAAGGAUGUCUUCAGAGACCCUGCUCUCAAACGCAAGGCCCGACGAGAGGCCAAGGUCAAGUUUGAGGAGAGAUACAAGACCGGCAAGAACAAAUGGUUCUUUCAGAAGCUGCGGUUUUAGGUCUGUCUUGUUUCAGUCAUUACAAAUACAAAAAUACAAAAAAAAAAAAAAUCCAUGUGUCUGCUUCCUUCUUGUUAUUAGACUGGGAAAGAACAUUCAUACAAUGAGGGACUG
This is a messenger RNA of Orcinus orca (killer whale), 601 nucleotides long. It is a transcript of the gene RPL27, whose product is annotated as ribosomal protein L27. The record is from RefSeq and is a predicted model, not a curated record. Gene Ontology annotation, cellular component: ribosome; cytosolic large ribosomal subunit. The transcript has 5 exons. Lineage: Eukaryota; Metazoa; Chordata; Mammalia; Artiodactyla; Delphinidae. Gene Ontology annotation, molecular function: structural constituent of ribosome. The coding region runs from base 77 to 487 and encodes 136 amino acids. Gene Ontology annotation, biological process: translation.